Molecule: messenger RNA, 1164 nt
Organism: Colletotrichum phormii
Lineage: Eukaryota; Fungi; Ascomycota; Sordariomycetes; Glomerellales; Glomerellaceae
Exons: 1
Coding region: 1-1164 (387 amino acids)
Source: RefSeq, a predicted model, not a curated record
AUGGCCUCAUAUAGGAGCUGGCGGAGGCUAUGCAUAAUAAUCUGGUUCAUCUACACCCAGAGCUUGGUUUCCGGACUGCAAACCACACCCCUCUCGCCGCCAUCAUCUAAACCUCAUAAUUCCAACCAACUUACACCAAGAGCAACAUCACGAGCCGACGCCAGCUGCCCCGUAAAAGGCUACACGGCCUGCGGCAACGGCCUGGCAGACUACUUUUGCUGCUCCAGCGAAACAACAUGCAUGGUACUCGCAGAGAAGACCACCGCCUUGUGCUGUCCAAAGGGAUCUUCAUGCGACACCAUCUCCCCCAUCACCUGCGACGUCACCUUGCAAGAUGUAAUCGAGAACCCGACGAGCCCGAUCCACACCACCAGACUGAAAGAGUCUCUACCACUAUGCGGAUUCAAGUGUUGUCCGUUUGGGUAUACCUGCCGAGACGGUUCUGCCUGCGUCUUGGACGACGGCCAGGAGCAAGAGGGGUCUCGGACUUCCAGCACGUCAGUCUCAUCUACAAAGACAAGAACAAGGACCGCUACAAGUACGAUUCCAACAACGGCUACCCAGGCAGCGACAUCGACGACAACCGUCGAGACAGUUCCAGCUGCCUCGCCAACACCAUCCGCAAACCCAGGCGAUAACCCCCCGACCCCAUCAGCAGUACCUCCCACCUCAGAAACCGAGACCCCCGCCGCCGCAGCCGCCUCCCCGAGAACCUCGACAUCAGGCGUCAUCAUCGCAGGCACCACCGUCGCAGCCAUCGCCUCGGUAGCAGGCCUAACAUGUCUCCUCUGGUUCAAGAGACGCUCCAUAUCCGAAACCGUCGGGUCCGCAAAGUUCCCCCGCCCCUGGCAACAGCUCCGCGAGCACGGCUCGGACCAGGACGUCUCGCUGCCGCGGUAUAGCUCCCCACCGCCGGCGUACGCCGUGGAGAUGAAGCCGCCGUUGGCGAAGCCGUAUACGUGGAAACACUACAGCCCGGACUCCUUUGGCCGCGAUCGCUACGACGUCGACGACGGCAGCGUCCCUGUCCCCGUUUCUGUUGGACUUGCUCUCGCCGUCGAGUUACCCGCCACGCCGGUGUCCUUUAGCCAGUGGCGUGUUCGUGAGGAGGGGGAGGCGACGAGGCCGCGGUCUCACUAUGAACCUUACCGGCGUCCUUCAUAA